GGUGGUCAUGACGGUUGGUCAUUAACACGGGGGAAUUUGAGUCAAAAUGUCUAAAGAAAUAACUUUUAUUAAAGAGUUUCCAAACGUGGUUCUGCUAUAUACCCACUUCUUCUCCACUUACCUCAUAUCAAAAUAAAAGUCCAGCAGGUGCGCCAUAUGUUGACAAAAAAGGAAUAACUUGUGGGGUACUUGUAUUUUGACAUGAGGUAAGCAGAGGACUUGGGUCUAAAACAGACCCACGUUUGGAAAGUUUAAUAAUAAGUAGCUUUAGAUAUUUUGGCUCAAAUUCCCUCUGUUUAAAGGACCAACUGUCCUACACACCGGCUCAGUAAGUUGAAGUGGAAUUUAUGAGAUGUGAGGGUACCUACAGCUGACUGAAGUGAAGGCCAGCAUCUCAACCAUGGGGAAGCGGUAUUACUGUGACUACUGUGACCGGUCCUUUCAGGACAACAUGCACAACAGGAAAAAACACCUGUAUGGUGUUCAACACCACAGAUCUAAAAAGGCCUGGUUUGACAAUUUCAGGGAUGCAGCAGCCAUCCUGUAUGAUGAACAAACUAAGAAACCCUGCAGGAAAUUUCUUCAGACGGGCCAGUGUGUGUUUGGCAACAACUGUAGGUUCUCUCACAUGUCAGAGAGGGACAUGGAGAACCUAAGAAUGCAGAUUGAAGAUGAAAGACGGAGCAGAGAGGACCCGGAGCACAGAGCGUCCCCUGAGCGGAGCAUAGAGGAGUGGCUCACCAGGAGAGAGAAGAAGAGAGCCGCCCUAAGCAGUGGAAGUGUUCUGAAAGAGGAAGAUGAGGAGGAUGAAAAUAAUCAACCAGAGAAUGACAUACCGCCACAUUUCCUCACCAUUCCUGACCUUCCUCCUUCCCUUCUGCCCCCUCCCCCUGGAGGAUGGAAAGUCAAAGUCAGAACUGAAUGGGGUUGAAGGGGCAUUGCAGUUAAUGACAGUUCCACACUGAGGUCAAAAUAACAACCUGAAAUUUGUUAAAAUUAUGGUAAUGCCUUUUUCGUGUAAGAGCUGUUUGUAAAAAAAAAAAAAAAGAACUGGAAUUUCAACCUGUUCAGGUGGGGUGGAUUUUUUUGGUAACUGAUCUGAAUAUUCUGACCUAUGACCAGUCAUCUUUUAUUUGUAUACUCAUCCUACUUUGAAGGGGUAAGCAGGGUAGGCUCAGAGUCAAGACGAUCCUAUCCGCCAGUCAGGGUUGUGUAUGUUAAUAUAUUUACAUUUGUAUCAACACACCCACACAAUCAGACUGAGCAUUUCAAUGGCAAAAGGAGCCUCAGGGAAAUAAAUAUUUUCGUGAAAUAAACACACAGUCAUUUAUUAGACAUACAGUGAUUUUAAAAUGAUUAAGACUGCAUGGGAGCUUUAAAGCUGGGUCACCAUUUUUUGCUCAAAGUUUGAUGUGGUGAUGCAAGAACGGAUCAUUAAUUGCUAUUAGGGCUCAAACUUUGACUUGAUAGAAGUGAGUGAAUUUGUAACACAUUUUAAUUGAUUUUCUCCUUCACCGACUACAUUAAAAUUCAGUUGCGUGCAUGCAGA
Messenger RNA from Oncorhynchus tshawytscha (Chinook salmon), 1549 nucleotides. RefSeq names its product zinc finger, matrin-type 5 (gene zmat5). Bases 401 to 931 code for a protein of 176 amino acids. Gene Ontology annotation, molecular function: zinc ion binding. Gene Ontology annotation, cellular component: U12-type spliceosomal complex. The transcript is spliced from 6 exons. The record is from RefSeq and is a predicted model, not a curated record. NCBI's taxonomy places the organism in Eukaryota, Metazoa, Chordata, Actinopteri, Salmoniformes, Salmonidae.